This is a messenger RNA of Benincasa hispida (wax gourd), 2021 nucleotides long. RefSeq names its product Calcium-binding endonuclease/exonuclease/phosphatase family. Gene Ontology annotation, molecular function: 3'-5'-RNA exonuclease activity; calcium ion binding. The record is from RefSeq and is a predicted model, not a curated record. Lineage: Eukaryota; Viridiplantae; Streptophyta; Magnoliopsida; Cucurbitales; Cucurbitaceae.
GGCCAGAGACCAGAGGCCACAGAGCAACAAAAUUACUAUUUAUUUCUUGUUUACCUUGCAGGUUGACCUAACGCGACGCAUCCCCCUUGGCCCUUCUUGGUCCUUCUUCCAUUCGAUCCCCAUCCCGCCUUUUGCAUCUCUGUUCUCUCCAGUAAUAAUAAUAAUAAUAAUAAUAAUAAUAAUAUAAAAAAGAUAAAAAUAUUCUUCAACUCCAUUUCAUUUCAUCACGCACGCUGGUGGGGUGGGGGGGCUCGCAAGAUCAAGAGAAUGAGAAGAGAUAAGAAGAUGAAAGGAAGAAUUUCGAUGAUUGGGAGUUACGCCAUUGCAUCCUCCAUUAGAGACCACCACCAUCAACGCCCUUCCAUUACCUGCACCACCUUCAACAUACUCGCUCCCAUUUACAACCGUCUCAAUCAACAGGAUCCCAGUUGCCGUGAAAGCGAUUAUAGGACAUACUGGCUUGCCAGAAAUCAGAGAAUUCUCGAUUGGCUCUUGUAUGAGAAAUCUUCCAUUAUCUGCCUUCAGGAAUUCUGGGUUGGAAAUGAAGAACUUGUAAAUAUAUACCAAAACAGACUUGGCAAUGCCGGUUAUAUCAAUUUCAAGCUUGCUCGGACCAAUAACCGUGGCGAUGGUUUGUUGACUGCGGUGCAUAAGGAUUAUUUCAGAGUGGUUAACUACCGAGAGCUUCUGUUUAACGAUUGUGGAGACCGCGUCGCGCAGCUAUUACAUGUUGAAUUAGCAGUUCCGUUUUCACAGUCCCGAAACAACGAUAUUCGUCAGGAAAUUCUCAUCGUCAACACUCACUUGUUAUUUCCUCAUGAUUCUAGUCUCUGUCUUGUCCGCUUGAAUCAAGUAUACAAAAUUCUGCAAUAUGUUGAAUCUUAUCAGAAAGAAAACAAACUCAGUCCCAUGCCCAUCAUACUUUGCGGUGACUGGAAUGGAAGCAAACGUGGACACGUGUACAAGUUUCUUAGGUCGCAAGGGUUUGUAUCCUCCUAUGACACAGCUCAUCAAUACACAGAUGCAGAUUCACGCAAGUGGGUGAGUCACCGGAAUCAUCGGGGAAACAUUUGUGGGGUUGACUUCAUAUGGCUUUUAAACCCAAACGGAUACAGAAAAUUGUUAAAAACUAGCUGGAGUGAAGCUAUUUUUGGCAUGUUCAAGUAUCUGCUUCGAAGAGCGUCACUGACAGAAGAUGGUGCAUUUGCCUUUCUGAAGGUGGACAGUGAUGGUGACUACAUAACCUACUCAGGUUUCUGUGAGGCUCUUCGACAGCUCAAUUUAACUGGCCAUCUCCAUGGCCUUAGCGUUGAAGAGAUAAAGGACUUGUGGGUACAAGCAGAUAGAGAUGGAAAUGGCAUUCUUGAUCAUAACGAAUUUCAGCAGAGAAUUUGGAAUUCUACGGGGAUGGAGGAGAGGGAUGAAAAAAGCGAUGAGGUUGAAUCAAAGGAAAAUCAAGAGCAAACGAUUGGUUUCAGUGUUGAGAAUGCAGUCCUGUUUCCUGCUGAAGUGGAGAAAGGAAGGUGGCCUGAGGACUACUCCCUUUCAGAUCAUGCACGGCUCACUGUGGUGUUCGCACCCAUAAGAAUGCCCUGUUCUCAGUUGUUAUCCUGAUGGCAUACAAUUGUUACUGUAUACACAAGAAGUGGAAAUCAAUUCACAAUUGCAUUGCUUGUUCUCGAGGGAUGAAACAUCGAGAAGUUCUGGGCGGGAACACAACUCAUUUGAUUAUUUUCCUUAAUUUUCCAACCCAAGGGAUAAUAUUGGUUUGGAGUUGGAAGCACACAACUGCACCCACAAACUCUCAUGGACGAAAGCUUUUGAAGCCCAUUUUUGGGGAGCAGAAUCCAGCCCCUCACAAGUGAAAGGAAGGAUAGAGGCCAUGAUGUGUACAGACAAACAGUUAAAUGGUUAUGGAAAUCCUUGACCCUUGCUUUUGUAAUAUUUGUGCGAUAUAUAUAGCAUAUGUACAGUUUCUUGAUAUUUUUGCUAUUUGGUAUAGAAACAAUUCAUUAGGGUCU